AUGGAAGUUCAUCGUUGUCGAUUUGUAGAAUACCAGCCAGCAGCUAUUAACACACUUGAUUUUACUCCAGCAACAGUCAAGGAGACUCGAUUAGCAGUGGGUCGUGCCAACGGUAACAUUGAGAUUUGGGAUCCAACUCAUAAUUAUCGACUUGUUAAAACCCUACCAGGUGGUGAAGAUCUUUCAGUUGAAAGUGUUGUUUGGGCUCAUCAAAAUGUCAUUGCCAAUCCUGAUCCCGAAGACGAUCCUGAAGAUCUUGCUAAGGAGUUGGAAAUCUUAUUGGCACAACCUCCUCGUCUCUUUUCUUCUGGAUUAAACCCUUAUAUCAUGGAAUGGGAUACAACAACAAUGACUGUUAAAAAAUCUUGUGAUACAAAUGGUGGUGCUGUUUGGUGCUUGGCUGUUAAUAGUAAAGGCACUCGACUAGCCGCAGGUUGUGAAGAUGGUUGUGUUCGAUUAUUCGAUAUUGCAGAUGGGAACCUUGAAUAUAUUCGUACCUUUGAACCUCAAAAAGGUCGUGUAUUAUCAGUUGCUUGGGCUCCUAAUGAUGAAUUUAUUGUUUCUGGUGGAUCAGAUUCAGCUAUACGUACUUGGAAUCCUCAUACUGGACGUACAAUUCAACGAAUGACAGUAACUAAAAAACGUAAAGAACAAACAUUAGUAUGGGCAGUUGCAGCACUUCAAAAUAAUACAAUUGUUUCUGGAGAUUCACUUGGUACCAUUACAUUCUGGGAUGUUACUAUGGGUACAGCAAAACAAACGUUUCGUGCUCAUGGUGCUGAUGUUCUUUGUCUUGCUGCCUCCAAAGAUGGCAAUCAAGUAUUUUCUGCAGGUGUAGAUCGUAAAAUAACAUGCUUCCGACGUAUAACAAAAAAGAAAACGGGUGAUAUAGUUAAUGACUGGAUUAAUGUGGGUAGCCGUCGAUACCAUUGGCAUGAUAUUAGAGCACUUGCAUUAGAUGAAAGGCCCAAGAUUAACUCGAUUGUAUCUGGUGGUGUUGAUGUUGAACUAAUUGCUUGUCCUGCAGUGGAGUUCCCUAAACUUAUUCAAAACAGAUUACCUCCUUUCCCUCAUAAAUAUAUUGUAUCCAUGUCCAAAUCUCAUAAAUUAAUUAUGGCCACUUUCUUUAAUUCUAUUUCACUUUGGAGAUUAGGUAAAGCUACUAAUGUAGACCUUUCAGCUAAACAACCUGCUUUACCCGAGAUGGUUGAACCUCAUCAAUUAGCUUUGGAACUUAAAUUAAAACCUGAUUGUAAUAUUACUUCAAGUGCUUUAUCUGAGGAUGCAAAUUGGAUUGCUGUUGCUGAUAUUGAAAAUGUUAGACUCUUUAGAGUGAGUCAAGGUUCUGAACCUGGACAAUUAGAAGUAAAGAAACAAAGAUCAUUUGAUAGAGAAUUAAAUAAUUAUUUAGCAACACAGAAUGCUGCACCUGGAGGACAUCAUGUCUUAUUUACACCUGGGUCUGAUAAAUUAAUUAUUAUUACCCCUGAAUCACGUAUUCUUAUUGUAGACCUUACAAAAUGGGAAGAAGGUGCAUUUGAAGUUUUACGAGAAUUUGGUCAUCAUCGUGGUUUAGAUAGCGAAGGAAAUAGUUCAGACGAUCAAGCAAUUGCUACUGUUACAUCAUUAUGUGUGAGUUCUGACGGACAAUGGUUAGCAACAGGUGAUGAUGAAAAUCGUAUUCAUGUGUUUAAUUUGGAUAAUUUAAAGCAUCAUCUUCAACUGCCUCGAGGAUCUAUUCCUCAUACAACUUUAUCUUUUAAUGAUUUCAGACCUAAUGAACUUCUUGUUGCUUUAGCUACAAACGCAUUUUAUAUUUAUGACGUUGAACAUAAACGAUUAACAAACUGGUCCAAUUUACAUCAGGAUAUGUCUAAAUCACGACUUUUAGAACAAAGAGAUCGUAUUCGUAAUGUCAUGUAUAAUCCAGCAGAUAAAAAUAAAAUGAUCUUAUAUGGAAGUGGAUAUAUGUGUCUUGUAGAUAUUGAAGAUAAACCUGUUGAAAAACAAUUGGGAAAGCGAAAGAAUAGUACAAGUAAUGAAAUAAAAUCUCAACCCAAUAAUCAAGAUUUACCAGUUAUUUCAAUUUCGUAUCAAUAUCAACAAAUCCUUUAUGCUGGAUUCAUUGGUGAAAAUCAAAUGGUGAUGAUUGAAAGACCCAAGUUCAGUGUUCUUGAAAAUUUACCUCCUUCUUUCUACAAAGCUCAUUUUGGUGCAGCAUAA
Molecule: messenger RNA, 2223 nt
Organism: Cokeromyces recurvatus
Lineage: Eukaryota; Fungi; Mucoromycota; Mucoromycetes; Mucorales; Mucoraceae
Product: quinon protein alcohol dehydrogenase-like superfamily
Exons: 5
Coding region: 1-2223 (740 amino acids)
Biological process (GO): maturation of SSU-rRNA from tricistronic rRNA transcript (SSU-rRNA, 5.8S rRNA, LSU-rRNA)
Cellular component (GO): t-UTP complex; small-subunit processome; 90S preribosome
Molecular function (GO): protein binding; RNA binding
Source: RefSeq, a predicted model, not a curated record